AUGUCGACUAAUCGAAGUACGCUCCACUUUACCGAGGCCAUGAAGCUGGUCUACGGCAGCAUCGACCACCUCUCAGAGGACGAGGCACGGAAGUGGACCGCCCCCGACAAGCCCGGCGCAGGGGGCCACCGAGGCCGGUACCUAUGGACGGAUGCUUUUGGCGUCGUCAAUCUCAUCACCCUCUCCAAAGAGACGUCCUCUCCAGUCUACCUCACCCUCGCCAAGCAGCUCGCCCAAACCGUCCACGACAUCCUCGGCCGCACCCGCGACGGCACCGCCCGGCUGCCACGAGCCACCGACGCCGAGCCCCUCAACGGCGGCCUCCGCAUCGGCAAGACCUCGGACCACGGCGCCGACCGCGACGGCCAGUACCACCACUACCUCACGCUGUGGAUGUUUGCGCUCAACCGCCUCGCCCUCGCGACCGGCGACGAGCAGUACAACCAGCUGGCCGUGCAGCUCGCCAAAGCCAUCCACCCACACUUUGUCAUCCGCCGAGACGGCGACGACGGCGACGACGACGACGACGGCCACGGCGGUGCCCUCCGCAUGGUGUGGAAGAUAUCCACCGACAUGAGCACCGUGCUGGUCCCCUCCGAGGGCCACCUCGACGCGGCGACCGGGUUCGUGGUCUACCGCCUGCUGCAGCGGACGGCCGAGCACAUGCACGGCCCGUCGGGGGUGCUGAGCAGCGAGAUCGACGACUACAAAGGGCUGAUGCAGCGAGGUGGGAAGCUGGACGCCAGCCGGGACCCACUGGACCUGGGGAUGGGGUUGUGGAUGUGCCACUUCUUCCGGCAGGAGGAGUGGGCCGUCCGGCUGGGGAGUCAGAGCCUCGAGGUGGCGAGGGCUAUACUGGAUAAGAACAAGGGGCUAAUGUCGCGGGAUGCGUCGAGGAGGUUGGCGUUCCGGGAGUUUGGGACGUGUCUUGGGCUGGAGUGUUAUGGCGCCGAUGAGGGGAUGAAGAACGGGGUAGAGGCGGUGGUGAACUUUUGGCAUCAUUACCUCGAGGAGUCGACGGAUGAGGACCUGCGCCCUAUUUCCCUAGUUAUGUAUGCCGCGGCGCUGAUACCCGGAGGUGAAAAUCAUGAGUGUACGGUACCAAUCGGCAAGCGAAGUAUUCCCGCUAUUUUUGCUCGAGGAGGAACUUCUACUGGUCUCGUUCUCUGGAAAAAAGACUUGCCGCCUGAAUCCCAAUUCGGACCCGUUGCCUUUGACGGCGGCCUGUCAGAGCACUGCCAGAUAGAAACCGAUCCACAAACCGGCGAACGCACAGCCAUGGUACGCAUCUUCAACACUAAUACGCGCAAGGUCGUGCACUCCAGGUUCCGCGUUAGCGGGGAGCCCCUUUCGUAUUCCCCAAUGGGAACGUAUGAAAUGGAUGGAGUGCCGGGGAAGCAGUCACAAAUCCACCUCGGUUUCAUCAACCCCGGAGGCGCUGCGACCGGUAAAGUCUUGCCGACAGGCAACCAAAUCGACACUCUUCGCCUGCCGGACGGUGGUACAAUCGAGGCGUCUCUUGUCGAUGUGUCCAACCCAGGCGUGUUUGUCCGCGUCUCAGAUCUAGGCGUCCAGAAUCCCGCGUCGCUGGAUCCUGCCACUGUCGAGGCGGAUGCGGCGCUCAAAGUUCGUCUGGAGCAAAUUCGCCAGGCUGGUGCGUCCAUGAUGGGCCUCAGCCCCAACACGCAGAGCGUUCCCAAGAUUGUGCUCGUGUUUCCUCCCGAAGUUACUCAACAGAGCCGCGGAGUCCACAUCAAGUGUCUUGCUCUGUCGAUGGGGCAGGCGCACAAGUCGGUGCCGCUAACGUUGGGAUUGUGCCUCGGUGCAGCCGCUCGACUUCCGGGGACGAUACCCAACCAGCUCGCUGUCGGAGCUGACGGGAGUGAUACCAUUGUCGUCGGACAUCCGAGUGGCAAGCUGGACGUUGCGGCGAAGGUCAAGAAUGGGGAAGUGCUUUCCGUCGAUCUCUCGAGAACAGCUCGUGUGCUGAUGACCGGCUCGGUGUUCUACUGA
This is a messenger RNA of Chaetomium fimeti, 2013 nucleotides long. RefSeq names its product PrpF protein-domain-containing protein. The coding region runs from base 1 to 2013 and encodes 670 amino acids. NCBI's taxonomy places the organism in Eukaryota, Fungi, Ascomycota, Sordariomycetes, Sordariales, Chaetomiaceae. The record is from RefSeq and is a predicted model, not a curated record. Gene Ontology annotation, biological process: carbohydrate metabolic process. The transcript has 3 exons.